Molecule: messenger RNA, 1055 nt
Organism: Monopterus albus (swamp eel)
Lineage: Eukaryota; Metazoa; Chordata; Actinopteri; Synbranchiformes; Synbranchidae
Gene: mad2l1
Product: MAD2 mitotic arrest deficient-like 1 (yeast)
Exons: 5
Coding region: 130-738 (202 amino acids)
Biological process (GO): mitotic spindle assembly checkpoint signaling
Cellular component (GO): nucleoplasm; kinetochore; cytoplasm
Source: RefSeq, a predicted model, not a curated record
GUCACGCAUGCGCAAUAGCUGAAGCUAACAAAUUUCAAACUGCCUGGGCGGGUAGUUGAAGCCGAUACAGGGGAGGAAAAUAUACAACAAAAGUUCAUUAUCAAGAAUAUAGUUGAAAGUAUUACGAAAAUGACAAGUACAUUGAAAGGCAUUACUCUCAAAGGAAGUGCAGAGCUAGUGGCCGAGUUCUUCUCGUUCGGUAUCAACAGCAUCCUGUACCAACGGGGCAUCUAUCCUCCAGAGACAUUCACCAGAGUCACCCACUAUGACAUGAGCCUUCAACUCACCACUGAUCCCAAACUGAAGAGCUACCUGACCAAUGUUGUCUCACAACUAAAAGAGUGGCUGUUUGAGUGCACUGUCCAGAAGCUGGUGCUGGUGAUCACAUGUCUGGAAACCAACGAGGUGCUGGAGAGAUGGCAGUUUGACAUUGAGUGUGACAAGUCAGCCAAGGAGAGCAGUGCACCCAGAGAGAAAUCUAUAAAGACCAUUCAGGAUGAGAUCCGCUCUGUCAUCAGACAGAUAACAGCCACUGUUACUUUCCUGCCUCUGCUCGAGACACCAUGUGCGUUUGACCUCCUGGUCUACACAGACAAAGACCUGGUUAUUCCAGAGAAGUGGGAGGAGUCUGGGCCUCAGAUUAUCAACCAGUCAGAGGAGGUGCGUUUACGUUCCUUCACCACCUCCAUCCACAAGGUGAACAGCAUGGUGGCGUACAAGAGGACAGACUCGGCCUAAAUGUCACCUCAACCCCAAGCUACACAUAUACACCAACCACUGCCCCUUAUAGAAGACGUUAGAUUUUACACUGUCCUGUCCUACCUUACUACCUUAAUACUGUGUAGUAUCCUGUACCCUGAGUGUUCUCUCACUUCCCCUCUCUGGACUGAAGCUUGUGAAAAGGAUGUGGAGGAAAUCUGCUCUGUCCACACUGAUGUAAAUAUUUGUCAUUAGCAGUGAUUUGUUUAUUAGGAGCAGACUGUUUUUCUUAGUGUUAUUUCUCCUUUCUCUUGUCAACCUCUGUUUUAGAAGCUUGUGGUUUAUGUUAAAUUUUU